AUGUCACGCGAUCCUCGCAUAAGAGCUAGAACAGCCUCUCACAACGUUUCUGACCCCUCUCCCGCGCCCAGUCAUGGCGAGCAAGAGAGAAGAGAUUAUUUCACAAAGAGAGACUGCUCAGCUUCCGAGGUGAACACGCCGCAAAGCCCUCGUUCCAAUGGUCAGAAUCCUAGGUUGGCCCGAAGUGAGGCGAGUGAACUCCAGAAAGCCCUUCUUGCGUUUGUAUCGAACGCCGUGGACAGUAGCCUCGCAAGGCGCAAACGAGACUUCAUGCAAGCAAAAGCCCAAUCUGCGCGAACCAAGUAUGAACGCUACCAACGGUGCUUCGCUCAAUUUCCAGUGGUCGUGGAACAAGCUUUGGAAGAGCAGAAAGAAAUUGAUUCGGACUUUGAAUAUACCCAGCACGAGAUGCGGAGAUGCAGUGAAGCCGAAAAUGGAGCUACGUCCGACCUUGCACGCCGCUUGUUCGAUAUUGUCGCCAAAGACAAUCAGGAGUCGAGAUCCCACGCCGCGCAACUGCACGACCUCCGCCGGGAUAUGGAAGAACUUCGUUCUCAAGCUACCACAAAUAAAGAGGCGCAGGAAGCAGCCGCCAAACUGGUAGACUUGGCCGCCGAAAACGAGGCACUGUGGAAGCGUGUUAAUAGCUUGCAGGACAGGUUGCCGGCCAUAAGACAAGAAAAUGAGGCAGUGCAAAAGAGUGUCUAUAGCUUACAAGAUCGCGUGAAGACAAUGGAGCAAGAUCUACGAGAUUCUCGACAGCGGGAAUCGGAGUAUUCGGCGAAGAUGGACGUUAGUCUUCGUAAGGAGAUAGUCGAAGUCAGAGAACAGACACAGAAAUUGUCAGCAGACGUGAAAUUACUCGAAGAGGGUUCCAAUGGUCUUGAAAGCAUGAAGAAGAGCACCAAUCUGGAAUUGACUCAGAUCCAAACUCGACUGGGAGACGCCGAAGACAAAAUGGGGUUGCUGCAAAAAGAUGUUGCUGGUGACAUGCGUGAGACAGAAACCCUAUAUUCUCAGCUUGCCGACAUUAAAGGCAAGUUUGAGACUUUGGAAAACAGCAUCCGAAGUGUCGAAAGCGAAAGCCAUGCUAUGAAAGACAGGUUUUCCACGCUCCAGCAGACAGGGACAGGGUUCACGGACCGCAUCAAACUGUUACAGGAAUCGUUGGAUGGCCAGAUACGAAAUUGGAACUCGCUGCGGACGGAUGUCUCCGCUCUGAAAUCGGAACUUGCGACCUCUUUGGCGCAGAGUAGCAAUGAGGAUCUCCGUGCCCAGCUUCAGGAGCUUCAUGACAGAGUUGAGAAAUUCACCUCCGAAACUGCGCGUGAAAACAAGGCUCGCGAUGGAUUGCUUGCCGAAGAGAUUGAACGAAUCAACCAGGAUUUGAGCGACAGGAUCGACGAAAUCCAGCAUGAACUCAUGGAAGUGGAAAAGGCUUCUAAAGCUCAACUAUCGGCUCCUUCGCUUUCAACCGAACAUCUACAGAAGCUCGAAAUUCUGGCAGGUCUGCAACCCAGACUCCGUGAGCUGGAGGCUGGUGUAGGCAGGUUACAAAAAGGACUCGAAAAGAAUAUCCACAUGAUUCAGUGGCAAACUCAUCGCUUCGACAACCUAACUAGUGAGACUCUCGUGCGCCAGAUGAUCGGCGUUUUGAGUCCAAUACUCCCUAAAUUCGAACAAGGGCUUGUCAAAGUCGAAGCCGAGAUCAUGCAGAUACAGAGGAAGCUUGCAGAGCCGAUGGCGAAGGUAGACGCCCCCCCGCCUGAGAAUGAACAAUCGAUUAAGGCAUUUGAAGAAGGUCUUGCUCUGGCAAGAACAGAAGCCAAAUUGGAAUACGAAUCUCUCGCAUGCGAAUUCCGCACAACAUGUGACGAGGUUAUGGUCAACUUCCGCAGGCUCGAAGACCUGCAAAAUCAGUCUGAGAGUCAACUUGCAACAUACCGUUCUACGACAGAAAAGAAGAUCAGCGACAUUGAGGGACAGUUGGACUCUUUGCGUAUGAUGUUGUCCCGGAAGGAUAGCUCUCCAACAUCGUCACCAAGCAUAAGAAGAGCUCACUCGACAUUAUGCCUUAACAACAAGGGGAACGCAACGCCAUCCCGGCAAAAGUCUUCGGUUAUUGAACGAUCAAAUCAGGACACAAUCGUGUGUCUUCAAGAGCCUGACGGCGGUGGGAAGGUCACUGUAGAGCCAGAAGAGCUAGAUGCGGACGAGAUUGGGAAGGAGGCUUCCAUUCUACUUGAAAGUUUUCAGAAACAGCCUGGACGAACCUUGGGCCGGAUGAAGAGUACCAAGUCAGCCAAGAUAGGCGCUAGAACGCAGCCGCCGACCAAACGUAAACGAAAUGACAGCGAUGAGCUCGACGAUGCCUCUGGUUCAGGAUCGCCGACGCCAGAGGACACCGUGUUGGUGCAGCCGCAUCUGCAGCCACGGGCGGCGAAACGCAAAAACAAACCAAACGAUAACUGA
Capronia epimyces CBS 606.96 is the source of this 2472-nucleotide messenger RNA. RefSeq lists its product as uncharacterized. Bases 1 to 2472 code for a protein of 823 amino acids. The transcript has a single exon. NCBI's taxonomy places the organism in Eukaryota, Fungi, Ascomycota, Eurotiomycetes, Chaetothyriales, Herpotrichiellaceae. The record is from RefSeq and is a predicted model, not a curated record.